This is a messenger RNA of Gastrolobium bilobum, 1079 nucleotides long. RefSeq names its product ribosomal RNA-processing protein 17. NCBI's taxonomy places the organism in Eukaryota, Viridiplantae, Streptophyta, Magnoliopsida, Fabales, Fabaceae. Gene Ontology annotation, cellular component: nucleolus. Gene Ontology annotation, molecular function: RNA binding. The record is from RefSeq and is a predicted model, not a curated record.
UAGGUUGUGGUUGAGGGGAGAUGGAAGAGGGAGCAGUGGGAGUGUUGCAGCGGAAAGGGAAAGGGGGACACCUUAAGAAGAGGGCUUUAAAGAACAAAGCUUUGGGUGUCACUUUCAACGAGAAAGAUCUUCAGGACUAUGUCGGUGGUUUUCACAAGCGAAAGAAGAAGAGAAGGAAGGAAGCCCAGAAACAACAAGAGGAGGUGCUGAGGCGGAAACGCAGCGAGGAGCGCAAAAAGAGGAAGUUGGAAAGAGAAUUUGUUAUGUAUGGAGGCGUAGCACCAACCGCUGACUCUCGACCAGAUGAAAUUGACGAGUGCCAAGAAGAAGAAGUUGAAUCUACUUCUGGAACAAAGACAUAUGAAAAUGCUGAUUUGAAAGUCACAGUCGUAACAAGUGAGAUCAACCCCGAAGAAGAAAGUUAUCCUAGUGAAAGGAAGAUGGCAGCAGUGUCCCCCCUUUCUGUUGUAGCUGAUAAAAGGCACAAUGUGCCGGUAAAUAAUAAGAAUCUUUUAAAAAGGUUGCAAAACACAAGUCACGGCCAAAGCCAAGAAGUAAGAGAGAUAAAAAGAAAGGGAAGAAGCCGGGAAAGAAGUAAUGGUAGCUGGGCACUCAAGUCUACAAGUAACUGUAUUCUUGUGGAGGUGAUUAUUGAGUUCAGCAACUUAUCUACUGAGAAGGGAGAACUCAUGCUUGCUUAUUGCAAAGUUUGGGCUUGUUUCAUAGUUAUCUAGUUGGGGUUACAUGGUUCCUAAUGUCAAUGACUGGAUUUUCUUCUGCCGGGGUCAUGUGUCUUCCUGAUUUUAGCUUUGAUCCAUUAUGGGGAAUUUAAGGAUUAAGGAAGAUACGAUGGCAGACACAAACACCUAAUUUUUCUGUUUUCCGUUUUCUGUUUUUCUUUUCUUUUUUGCUAAUCGGUAAUAUUAUUGUGUUGUAUACAUUCAAAUCAUGCAUAGUUUUAAUUUUCUAGUUUUACAUAUUUUUUUGGGUUCUAAAAUUUCAGCUUCUGACCCAAAGAGAAGCCUUUUCAGUUUAUGUUUUUGUUUUUUGAUGCUAUAGUUCAUCCAUAUGUAGGGUUU